Messenger RNA from Eubalaena glacialis (North Atlantic right whale), 1605 nucleotides. RefSeq names its product stromal cell derived factor 4 (gene SDF4). Gene Ontology annotation, cellular component: endoplasmic reticulum. The transcript is spliced from 7 exons. Gene Ontology annotation, biological process: calcium-ion regulated exocytosis. Bases 159 to 1226 code for a protein of 355 amino acids. Gene Ontology annotation, molecular function: calcium ion binding. NCBI's taxonomy places the organism in Eukaryota, Metazoa, Chordata, Mammalia, Artiodactyla, Balaenidae. The record is from RefSeq and is a predicted model, not a curated record.
CCCGCCUCUUCCCGGAAGAAUGAUGGCCGCGGCCUAAGCGGUGGCCCGUCGGAGGCGUCGCGGGCGCUCGGGUCGCGCUCGGCGGAUCCUGGGUGCGGCGAGGGAGGCCGCUCCCGGCCACACUCGCAGGCCAUCCUGCAGCGCAGACCCCGGCAGCCAUGGCCUCCAGGCAGGCUCCCCUCGGCGGCCUGGCUCCUCGCUGCCUCUGGCUCCUGGGGGCUGUCCUUGUGAUGGACGCGUCUGCCCGGCCUGCCAACCACUCGUCCGCUCGGGAGAGAGCGGCUAACAGGGAGGAAAACGAGAUGCUGCCUCCGGACCACCUGAACGGGGUGAAGCUGGAGAUGGACGGACACCUGAACAGAGAUUUCCACCAGGAGGUCUUCCUGGGCAAGGACGCGGGCGGCUUUGAAGAGGACGCGGAGCCUCGGAGGAGCCGGAGGAAGCUGAUGGUCAUCUUCUCCAAGGUGGAUUUGAACACCGACAGAAGGAUCAGUGCCAAGGAGAUGCAGCACUGGAUCAUGGAGAAGACGGCCGAGCACUUCCAGGAGGCCAUCGCGGAGAGCAGGGCGCACUUCCGUGCCGUGGACCCCGACGGUGACGGCCGUGUGUCAUGGGAUGAGUACAAGGUGAAGUUUCUGGCGAGCAAAGGCCAUGAUGAGAGAGAAGUUGCCGAUAAGAUAAAGAAUAAGUGGGACCUGAACGUCGACGAAGAGACACAGGAAGUCCUGGAGAACCUCAAAGACCGCUGGUAUCAGGCGGACAACCCGCCCCCGGACCUGCUGCUGACGGAGAGCGAGUUCCUGUCGUUCCUGCACCCCGAGCACAGCCGCGGCAUGCUGCAGUUCAUGGUCAAGGAGAUCAUCCGGGACCUGGACCAGGAUGGUGACAAGAAGCUCUCGCUGUCCGAGUUCAUUUCUCUGCCCGUGGGCACCGUGGAGAACCAGCAGGGCCAGGACGUGGAUGACGGCUGGGUGCGAGACAGGAAGAGAGAGUUCGAGGAGCUGAUCGACGCCAACCACGACGGGAUCGUGACCAUGGCGGAGCUGGAGGACUACAUGGACCCCAUGAACGAGUUCAGCGCCCUCAACGAGGCCAAGCAGAUGAUCGCCAUCGCCGACGAGAACCAGAACCACUUCCUGGAGCCCGAGGAGGUGCUCAAGUACAGCGAGUUCUUCACGGGCAGCAAGCUGGUGGACUACGCCCGCAGCGUGCACGAGGAGUUCUGAGCCGCGGCCGCGCCCCCGCGCCCCCCGCGCCCCCGCGCCCCCCGCCCUGGGCCCCCCGCCGCCCUCGCCGGCUGGCUGCGCUUCCAUUCCCGCGUGCUCGCUGCCUCUCGCUUCUGAGAACUGGGAGCCCUUCUGCCCGAGGCACUGACCACAUCAGGCUCUGCAGGCUCGCCACAGCGUGGGAAAUAGCGCAGCUCCUGCCGUUUCCUUGAAAACUGAGAGAUGAAGGCUUUGCUGGAAACCAGCAGCCGGCGGCUGGGGGGUCUGGAAGGGGCCUCAGAGCCGCUGGCCCCGUGGCGUUCAGUCUCCGAGGAAACGCGAAUAUUGGUGACAGGAAUCACAUUAAUUUACUUUAAAAUAUAGUUGCCUUUUUCUCCCA